AUGAGCACACAAACUCAGACAGAGACCUUUGUCCUACAUAAUCGUGCAUCCCCCGAGCCUGUCGUCCACGAGCCGGCGCAAGAGCCAGAACCCGAACUCUCUCCCAAAUGGCGGUAUCCCAAGGUCCUCAGCGCGGGCAUGUCAUUCUUCGUGGCCGGCGUCAAUGACGGCAGUCUGGGCUCACUAAUCCCCUACGUGAUCCGGUCCUACGGGAUCGGCACGGACAUGGUAGCUGUCAUUGCCAAAAGGUACGGCACCACCUUUGCCGGCUGGUUGGUCGCCGCACUUUCCAACAGCACCAUCUGCCAAUACCUCGACCUAGGCCCGAUCCUCGCUGUGGGCGCAGCCCUCCAGAUCCUAGCUCAUGUGCUGCGCACCUGGAUGCCUCCAUUCGGGCUGUACGUGGUCACUUUCUUCCUGGCGAGUCUGGGCCAGGCAUACAACGACACACAUGCCAAUACCUUUGUCUCGUCGCUGCGCGGUGCCCACCGCUGGCUCGGUUUCAUCCAUGCCAUGUACAUGGCCGGUUGUCUGGUGAGUCCGUUCGUGGCUACAGCCGUGGCGUCGGCGAACCAGGAUUCACAGUGGGCGCUGUUCUACCUGUUUCCUUUGGGGCUGGGCGUGGCUAAUUUAGCGCUGCUGGGUGUGUCGUUUUGGGAUCGGAUGGCGCUGGCGCCGAAGCGGAGGAGACACGUUGCUGGAAUGUCUGGUGGUGUGGCUGCAGAAUCAAGUGGCAAGUCGGCUUUGAUGGAGAUUACGGUGACGCUGCGUACGCCUGGGGUGUGGCUUUUGAGUCUUUUCUUCUUUUUCUUCUUGGGUGCUACUAUCACUGCUGGGGGCUGGAUGGUCGAGUACCUCGUGAACAUCCGCAACGGCAACGUCAAAGACAUGGGCUACGUACCAGCAGGCUUCUACGGCGGCGGUUUUCUCGGGCGGUUGAUCCUAGCCGAGCCCACACAUCGGCUGGGCGAGCGGCGGAUGAUUUUCAUCUAUGCGAUGCUCUGUGUGGGACUGCAAUUGGUCUUCUGGCUAGUCCCAAACAUCAUCACCGAAGCCGUGGCCGUCAGUCUCCUCGGAUUCUUCUCAGGGCCAUUCUUCGCGACGGGUAUAUCAGUAGGCUCCAAGAUCUUCGCACCCGAGCUCCGAUCCUCAGCCAUUGCAUUCGUUUUCGUCCUCGGCCAAAUUGGCGGCUCCAUCUUCCCCGCGCUAACAGGGAUCAUCGCGUCGCGAGUCGGCGUGCAGGUGCUGCAGCCGAUGCUGGUUGGGUUGCUUGGGGCGGCGGGGGUGAGCUGGUUGGUUUUGCCUAAGGAUGCGGGGCUGCAUCGGGAUUAA
This is a messenger RNA of Penicillium alfredii, 1332 nucleotides long. Its product is annotated as putative MFS transporter. The record is from RefSeq and is a predicted model, not a curated record. Bases 1 to 1332 code for a protein of 443 amino acids. Gene Ontology annotation, molecular function: transmembrane transporter activity. Gene Ontology annotation, biological process: transmembrane transport. Gene Ontology annotation, cellular component: membrane. The transcript is spliced from 6 exons. NCBI's taxonomy places the organism in Eukaryota, Fungi, Ascomycota, Eurotiomycetes, Eurotiales, Aspergillaceae.